This is a messenger RNA of Pecten maximus, 5381 nucleotides long. Its product is annotated as toll-interacting protein B-like. The record is from RefSeq and is a predicted model, not a curated record. Lineage: Eukaryota; Metazoa; Mollusca; Bivalvia; Pectinida; Pectinidae. Gene Ontology annotation, cellular component: cytoplasm. Gene Ontology annotation, molecular function: ubiquitin conjugating enzyme binding; ubiquitin binding. Gene Ontology annotation, biological process: ubiquitin-dependent protein catabolic process.
UACCUCCCUUGCAGGAAGCAACUCAUGACAGUGCGUCAUUCCAAAACAAGACAACUGCUGAAACAGUCCUGAAUAAAUGCAAGGUUAGAAUGGCAACAACAGAUCAUCAAACGCAGCCCAGUCGCAGAAAUCAGGUGAUGGUUGGUGAGUUACCAGAGGAUUUCCUGCGCAUGCCCUCAAGUACUGUACAGCAACAGGUGAUAGCCGACAACCGAGUGGCUCAGGUGUUACAGGCCCAACAAGCAAGAGGCUUCUCAACCGUUCCAGCCAAUGUGACAGGGCGACUCAACAUCAGCAUCAUUCAGGCAAAACUAGCUAAGAAUUACGGUCUCACAAAAAUGGAUCCGUAUGUGAGGGUACGACUGGGGCACGCUGUUUUCGAGACGCCGACUGCUUAUAACGGAGCGAAGAACCCGCACUGGAACAAGGAAGUCUCUGCGUUAGUAUACUUCCCACAUGGAGUAGAAAGUAUAUAUGUUGAAAUAUUUGAUGAGAGACAAUUCACAGUGGAUGACAGAAUAGCAUGGGCUUACAUCACAAUUCCCCAGGGAGUCCUGAGCGGAGAUACAGGCGAUAACUGGUUCCCUCUCAGUGGGAAACAGGGGGAUGAGAAAGAGGGCAUGAUCAACUUCGUGAUGACAUUUACACCUAUGGAGAACCUUCCAGCCUCAGCACCUACAUCAUUUGCUUACCAACAGCCUGUUGUUGUGCCCAACAUGUAUUAUACGACACCAGUUGCGUACCCGGCCCCCGGACAGCCGGUACAACAGCCCCACCCCCAGGCAGCUGUAACCCAGCCGCAACCCAGACAGGGCCCUCUUUACACUGAGGAGGAUCUCAAGCAAGUCAAGGACAUGUUCCCCAAUAUGGAUGAGGAGGCCAUAAAGUCUGUUCUAGAGGCCAACCGAGGAAACAAAGACUCUACGAUAAAUGCAUUGCUUCAAAUGAGCGUGGAAUAAUUUGUGCAUUGACCGGAUGUUUUUGUUAUAAAUACUGUUAUACAUAUAUGUAUUAUGUUUUUGUAUUAAAUUUGUAAUCUCUUUCUUUGAAUAGUUAAUUGAUGCUGUUAACCUGCUUGGAAUAUUCAAACAAUUUUAGUUGGAAAUAAGGUUACUUGUAUAUGUAUCAGUGUGCAAUAUAUGUUAUCAAAAUGCAGAUUUAUAUUAAGCAAUUUGAUAAAUCAAAAUUUGAAGACAUGGACACUUGGAUAAAUUCAAAUUGAAUAUCAUGGAAUAAAACCCAGGGUUGAUUUCUCAUUCAAACUUAAGCUUGAAUUCAUUAUCAAGACUCCUUUUUUUAUGUUUUUCUAACAUUAAAUUUAAAAAUCAUUUAAUGCUCUAUGUUAAUAACAACACUACAAAAUUGCAGCAAAACAGCUUUUAAAAUUUCGUAUGAAGCCUGUUUCGAUAAAUCAUUCCAAAGAUAUGAUCAGUUUAGACAUAUUAUGGUAUGGAAAAUCUUUGACUUUUCAUCGUAGUAAUUUGAUGUACAUGUAAGUCCAUUUAAAAAAUAAUCUGAAAUAUUUAAGCAUUGAUGUCAUUUUUUUUUAGUUUCAUCGGGGUAUGAAACAAAUUUGUUUGCAAACUGUAUGAAUCCACGUAGCGUAACUAAAAAAUAAUUGACAUCAACGCUUAUAAUUAAUUUUUGAAAAUGAUUUUCUAAUUUAAAACAUGUUUUAUGUACAAUUUUACUGGUUUUAAAUGGGAUUCUUUUUCUCAAAUUAAUACGCAACGUUAAUUGUCGUAUUAUGACGUCACAUUUUUCGCGCCAUUCUCAGAAUUUCUUUCAUAGAAGAAUGAAAAGAAUUUUUCGACCAAUCACAUUUGAGUAUUUACCAUGAAAACAAAGAAAAAUUAAUUAUUGAAAUAUAUUUCUGAUUUAGAAAUGAGAUCCAUUAUUAAAUUGAACAUGGCCAUCUCACUACAAGUAUGAUAGCAUCAAGAGUUGUCUUUCUUGUUACUCUCUAAACUCAUAGUUUCUGCAAUAACUUAAGUAGACAGUUAUUAGCAUUCAGGCUCAAUCAACUGCAACAAUAUGAAAAUAUUGUAAACUUGUGAUAGGAAUGCAAUGUAAACUUUAUUAAUUUUACGAAAUUUGCAAAACAACUUAGAACAACAGGGCAUUAAUUACGGUUGUUGGACCGGAUGGAAGUGUAUGACAGCUCUAAUGUACUGUGGGAGGCCCGAGCCGGAAAGCCUGGAGAAAACCCACAUUGUCAGGCAGUUGACCCCAUACCUUUUCACAUCGGAUCGGGGAAUCAAACCCCGGCCGUCUUAGUGUGACAAGAAAAUAAUGUUUUCUUGUUCAGAUGAGAAUACCAAGAUCUGUGACACUGAUAAAAAAUUACUUAAAUUGAGAUAGAUCUUCCAUGAAUCUAGAAGUGGAUUUUUUUCCUGAUUCUAGAAAUAUUCUACAUACCUGAGUAUCAUGUGACCCAAGAUUUUCAUUUUAGUUUAUCAAAUUAAUAUGGUUUCAAUCGAGCUAUGAAUAAAUGAAAAAAAAUAAAUCUGCUUGGAUUUUAUUUCCAAUAAUGAAGCUUUAACUUGAUGCAGGAUCCUUAACAGUGACAUAUCUACGUAGAUGUAGUAAUUAUUUAUCUAUGAAGCAAUAGAAAUUGUACAUAUUGUAAGUAUGAAUUUAAAAUUGUUACUUGAAGUGAUGUAGUUGAGUAAUCUUAAGUGAUAAUUGUACAGCACUAAAAUAUAUCACUAUAAAAUCUUGUCAAUAUGUGUACAUUUGUAUAUACAUGUAGGUAAAUUAAGUAUUAACACUUAUACAGUGAUUUCACUAUUGCUUCCACUUAAUAUCACAUGAAAUCAUGAUAUUAUAUGGAAUAUGACAUUAAAAGGAAAAAUGUGAAAUAUAUACAGUGGUUAAAAAAGAUUAUGUAAGUUUUAAAAGACAAUGAUUUGGAAUACUAUAAAAACAUUAUUUUUGUCAUAGAAUCAAGUCAUGACAUUUCAACAGCUGAUAACUCUCUUAUUUGUAGACUUUAUCCGUACCUUAGUAAAUACAAAAUGUAUAUAUUAAUUAACGUAUAUACAUGUAGGUUUAUAUAGCACGAACAACAGCAUGUUAAGUUUAUAUGUAACAUUUGGAUUACUCAUAGCAUUAUGUUGUUUCGAUUGCCUUCAUUCAGACCAGUAAACCAUAUGACUUUAUCCUGUUCACACUACAAUGUAGUGUGCGAGAUGUUUUAAAAUCAACUCCGAGACACUAACAUAUAAGUCAUAGUGUAUAUAUUAACCAAAAGUUUGAUGAGUAGAAGAAAUGUGGUUUUUUUUACAAAAGUAAACGAAUGAACAAGUUUUUUUAUAAUUAUGAUUUCAAGGUGUAUAUUUUUUGUGAUUUCAUCCCAUCUUCAUCCUAAAAAGGCAAAAAUUAAAAAAAAAAAUUAAAAUAUCAGUUUUAACAGUAAGUCAUGAUUCAGUUUGGUACAUACAUAAUGUAAUCAGGUGACUUUCUUUAUUUGCCACUCAGACAGAAUGAUCUGUCUGUCGUCACUUAGAAGUUUUUCAGUUUAUCACUUCGUUUUAUGUGGGAAUUUGGUCUGUUAAUGUCAGUUUAUUUUCCUGAAAUUUUGAUGAUUUUUUUUUUUUUUUGUAACUGUAUAUGCAAUGUCAAUUGUUUCACACCUGCGAAUGAACCCACGAGAAAAUUAAAAUAAUGUAACCAUUGUUAUCAUAGAUAUGAAGGAUGAUGUAUUGUACAACUGGCAACAUGUGAGAUAACUUAUAUCAAGGUGAUAAUCAGUAUGUGUACUAUAUCGAAUAAACUAAGUAUCUAUAUAUACUAUAGUGACAACAAUAAGACAUUGUGUGUAUUAAAUUGACUCAAAUUAAAUCUUGUAUCUCGCUUUCUGCAUAUUUUUUAAAUUACGACAAGUCAUAAAUUCCUUUAUCGGAAUAUGUUGAUAUCAUUUAGAUUAAAAGCCGGUAAGUAGAUCAAAAACAUAAAUAAAUAUAACAAAUUUUUUUUUUUAAUAAAUGCAGUGUUACAUCCAUUCUUUCAUCAGAAAAAAUAAAUUCAUAUGCAAGAGUUACCUCCCUUCUGUGUCUAAACUUGGUACAUUCUUUAGUCCCGUUCGUUGUGCAUUUGAUGUGGAAUUAUUUUCAAUAGGCCAUAACACUGCUGAUUUUCUUCUUUUUUUUUUCUUUUUUUUUUUAAAUUUUUCGUUGAUGGUUGAUAAUUGGUAAGCUACAUGUAUUUCUGUAGUAGAUAACCAAAUCUUACUUGAUAUUGGAAUCUUUGUAUAACCUUCAGCAGAUAGUAGCAGUGAAAAAAUAUUAAAAAGAAAUCUGGGGGGAAAAAAAUCUCCAGUUUCUGAAUUUGGCCAUUUUUUGUUUGUUUUUUUGUUUUUUGUCCAAUUUCCAAAUUUCAUAGGAUGUUCAUCCCAUUUGGACCUAUUUUGUGCAACCACGCCUUGUGAACAUGUGUAUUCAUUUGUUUGUACAUGUAAAUAUUUCAAGGGUAUUUAUUUUCACAUUAUGUUUCAUGAUCAUGAAUAUAGCGAAAUUAAAUCUCCCACAAAUAUUACCAUCUCUACAGUAAUACUAAUUAAUAAGCAAUAGUAUAACAUAUUUAGAUAUGUGUGCAGUAUUAGAUGUGAACUUAUAUGUAUUGUGGUUCUCUGUGGUUUGAAUGUUGAAAGUUCAUUAAAACAGCAUAGAUAUGAACUUGGUUCAAUGUUAACGAACAUUGUGAGCUAUAAUUAAUUAAAUAUAUUUUGUUCCACAACACAUGUGCUAAUUUGUGAAUCCUAACAUUGGUCGAACAUCAUGUGCUAAUUUGUGAAUCCUAACAUUGGUUGAGCGUCGUGUGCUUAUUUGUGAAUCCUAACAUUGGUUGAACGUCAUGUGCUAAUUUGUGAAUCCUAACAUUGGUCGAACAUCAUGUGCUAAUUUGUGAAUCCUAACAUUGGUUGAACAUCAUGUGCUAAUUUGUGAAUCCUAACAUUGGUUGAGCGUCGUGUGCUAAUUUGUGAAUCCUAACAUUGGUUGAACGUCAUGUGCUAAUUUGUGAAUCCUAACAUCUGUUGAGCGUCAUGUGCUAAUUUGUGAAUCCUGACAUUGGUUGAACGUCAUGUGCUAAUCUGUGAAACCUGAUAUCGGUAGAACGUCAUGUGCUAAUCUGUGAAACCUGAUAUCGGUUGAACGUCAUGUGCUAAUCUGUGAAACCUAAUAUCGGUUGAACGUCAUGUGCUAAUUUGUGAAACCUAAUAUUGGUUGAACGUUAUGUGCUAAUUUGUGAAACCUAAUAUUGGUUGAACGUUAUGUGCUAAUUUGUGAAACCUAAUAUUGGUUGAACCUUCGAUAUACAUCAUAAAUUAUAUGGACAUGAAAGAAUAAAGUUGUUAUCCUUAAAACAAUCUUUUUAUUUUA